This is a messenger RNA of Medioppia subpectinata, 2182 nucleotides long. NCBI's taxonomy places the organism in Eukaryota, Metazoa, Arthropoda, Arachnida, Sarcoptiformes, Oppiidae. The record is from the annotation of a GenBank genome assembly.
CGACUGUAUUGAGCGGUUCAAUGGUUGCCAACAAAAUAUGUUUUGUUUUUAUGGUUUAAAAAGUUUUUUGUCAUUAAAACUAUGGUUUCGUUCACUGAAUGGCAAUUGAAAUGAUUUAAUGAAUGAAUCAAUUAAUUAGUGAUUUAUUUCAUAGUUUAGUCCAAACUCGUGGUUAGUCUUCGGCAGCCGAUAGUGAGUCGACCGCCAAAUGAGUGGCCAAAAUAACGAGACAAUUGUCUUACACCUGAUUGUCGUCGGCUUUCAUCACAAGAAGGGAUGUCUCGUGGAGUACUGUUACCCACCGUUUGAUACCAACGCCGGUACCGAUGAUAAUACCGGUGUUGACAACCACUCAACGCCAUCCGACGUGACCUCUGGUGACAUUGAAGACAACAGCGCGAAGACAUCGGCCACAGACACGACAACACCCGCGGAACCACUGGUUGGUGAUCAACGGCCACAACCGCCGGUCGACACAAUAGUAUUGCCAGAGAUAUGGAAGACGUUGCCAUCGCUGGCGCUUCCGGACGGCUCACACAAUCACGAGAGAGACGGCAUAUAUUUUCAUUUGCCGGACCUCUUGGACCACAACCGGACCGUCUUCGGCGUCUCCUGCUAUCGACAGAUCAACGCAAACAAACUGAAGGCCAAGACGUCGGACGUGACGCGAGGAACGGUGCAGAAGUCGGUGGUAGUGCUGUCACGGCUGCCGCUGUACGGCCUCAUCGAAGCCAAGCUCGAGAUGAUAACUCACGCCUACUUUCGGGAACUGGACUUCAGUAAAGUGUCACUUCUGGAGGAGACGUACCAUAACCUGAACGCACAGCUCUCGCCACAACUCAUGACAUCGCCGGAGCUGUACGUAGGGCUGGCCACCAGACAACUGGUCGUCGACUUUCACCACAAGAUACUGGUUCUGUUCAAACUGUUACUUCUGGAGCGCAAAGUGCUGUUUUACAAGUCACCCGUCAAACCCCUGUGCGUGUCUAUACUGUCGCUGUGUUCGCUAAUGCCGGGCCUCAUCCGCCGCGGGCUCAGCCACUGUUCGGUCUCCGUUCACACCAAACACAGCCGCCAGUACUCGGCCGACGUCGAGCUCAGUCCACUCAAAGAGACCGACGAGUUCUUCGUGUUGGGCGCCGGCAAUCAGAGAUCUACAGCCGAUACCACCGCCUGUGAUGGAGUCGAUGGCGAUUCUGGCGACAGCGCUGACCCUUUUGUCGACAACACAGCGGCCGAUACUGUGGACAAAGCGUGCGCUCCGACGCCUACCGACACAACUCUAAUCACCGAAAGUCAUAAAAUUGUCACAAAAGACGAGUCCGACGACGACUUACUCUACGAAAGGGACGAAGUGUUGAGCGCCCGCUCAUCGAACCGAUCGUCAAACCGGUCGUCAACCAAGUCGUCGACUAAGUCAUCGCCGGUCAAAGAGCACCGGGAAGUGACGGCACAGCGAUCGCAGUCUGUAUUCUACGACACAGAGCCCGAGCCGACAACAGCGGGCGACGAAGUGGCGGCCGACGGGCGGACACAGUCGUCGACGACGACGACUACCGAACGCAUUGAAACGCCGCCAAUACUUAAACUGUUGGACGAAGACUGCGGCCUACCGUUGGAGAUAUUCAGCUGCGGUGCGUAUCUGCAGCCCUACCUCUCGCUCACGUAUUUGGAUGUGUUGACUGAUGUGAGGGUCAGGAGCUGUUUAGUGGGCGCCACCAACUUUCUCUUCAAACAGAAAAAGGAUAUUUUUGAUGUUAUCGUCGAAUUAGAUGCGGGCAAAGUAGACAUAUUGGACGCCGAACUCCGCAAACAGUUGGCGCUGACGACCGAAGACUUACGGUUCGCCGAAUAUCUGACCAAAACAGUGCUCACCGACGGAGAGAACGGCGAUAUCUUUGUGGACGGCACGGGUUGGGAGGGCAGCGAUGAAUGGGUCAGAUAUCAGUUCAAAGUUUACUUAUUACACCUCUUGAGGUCAUCCGAAAUGGACGAGAACUCCAAAGAUUAUCAAUCAUUUAAUACACAUUUCGUGAACGCCUGGCGGACGACACAUAACUAUAAGAUGUGGAGCUCUGUAUCGCAUCCGUCGGUGUUUGAGGUCACGUGCGGUCACCCUUUCGGCGGACAAUUGAGUAUCAGUGAUAUGAAGCUCAAGAUAUCUCAGUAUGUAUUGAGUUAA